This is a messenger RNA of Micropterus salmoides (largemouth bass), 1752 nucleotides long. Its product is annotated as V-set domain containing T-cell activation inhibitor 1-like. The record is from RefSeq and is a predicted model, not a curated record. Lineage: Eukaryota; Metazoa; Chordata; Actinopteri; Centrarchiformes; Centrarchidae. The transcript has 3 exons. Bases 70 to 663 code for a protein of 197 amino acids.
GAAGAGGAGUUUACAAACAACUUUCUGGAAGUUUCUAGACCCGCCCACGGGAUGCAUUAGGUGAAAGACAUGUCUGCUCUUGUGCUGUUCGGCUUCGUGUUCCCGGUUUUGUCGAUGGAUUUGUUUCACGUCCCAGCUUCCCUUGGGCAGAAUGUCACUCUGCCGUGUGAAGCUCCCAGCAACAUCAACAUCGCAGCUGUAAUUUGGACCAGAACUAACUUGAGCUCACAAUAUGUUUUAUUAUCCCGGGAUGGGAAUCUUGAUACAGACAACCAGCAGCCCUCUUAUGAGGACCGGGUGAUGCUGGUGGACAUCAAGCUGAAGGACGGUAACCUGUCUUUGAUUCUGAGCAAUGUGACGAGCAGCGACUAUGGGACAUACAAGUGUUACAUAAAAGAGCGCAAAGAGGAAAAUAAAAUUAAUAAACACUUAAUCAGCGUGGUCCACCUGACCGGGCCAGUCUCAGGUGGAAAGACUGGAAACAGCACGACUGGCCAUGCUGAAAUGGAUUUUACACGAGCGAUUGUUGUUGCUGCUGCUGUUGCUGCUGUUGCUGCUGUUGCUGCUGCUGUUGCUCUGAUCUGCUCAUUCAGAUGUACAAAGCAGAAUUCACAUCUGACUGUUGCUUAUGAUGCAGCUAAACAGAUGCUAAGCAUCAUCUAAACAGCAGCAGCCUCUGAUGUCUUUGGUCCUGAAUCUUCUCCGCUAUCCUGGCCAAAUUUGACCCCGUUUGAUGAAAGCAGCACAUGGAUACCGUGGAGAUCUAUUCUGUGCGGCUAGCCUGCUCCAGACCAGGUGACCAGCCAGGCUUGAUAAAUUUAGUUUAUGUGUUCACCCCGUGUUAUGUCAGGUGGACUGGUCACUCCCAAAGAGUGUCAGUGAUAUCCUGGGACAGAAUGCUGUACAGUCGUACCCCACCUCUCACACAAUGCAUGCUGGGAUAAGCUCCAGCUCUCUGUGAACCUGCACACCAAAGAUAUUUAAGUUUUUGUACGUGCACUGUGAAGGGUGUAAUAAUGACCCAGUGAAAGAAUGCUCAGUUGAAAAGCAUCAUGAAUUUGUGAUGAAUAUUAGCUGCUACAAGACAAAAAGACAGAGUCCAGCUCUCGCCUUUAGAUCUUCACCUGAAACUGGACCAGCGAGUGAUCUGACUGAUUAAACAACUGAUACACGUCUCCUGAACGAUGCUGGGGACGCCACACUCAUUAGGCUCAUCGCUGGCCGGGAUGAGUGCGCCUACAGGUGGGAAUUUGACCAUCUGGUUCCCUGGUGCAGCCAGACCUACCUGGAGCUCAACGCUCAUAAGACAAGACAGUGGAGCUGGUUGUAGAUCCCCCUUCCCCCUGUGUGACUUCACAGUCGACACCCUGGACACAAACUGUUUCAGCCACAGGAACCGUUUCUUCUGCAGCUGGCCUCAUCAGCGAGGCCUGGGACCCCCGCUGACGAUGAUAAUCCCCUCACCCCCCUUACUGUAAAUCUAUAUUGUAAUGUGGACAGUCACCAACUGCCAUAAUGUUUUGUCAAAUUAAUAUAUAAAUAUUUAAUAUUUAAAUAUUUAAUGUUAAUUUAUUGUAAAGCUGAGAUUUCUGUCACUGCUCCUUCUUUGUUUACUGUAAAUAAUGUGUUUUGUAAUGGUUACAGAUACGCACUGAAGCGUGCUGCAAAAAAAGUAUUUCUUUGUAGAAAAAUGUUGUUUGGACCAAUGAUAUAAAAAGAAAUGCUUUAAUUUUUAUCAUGAAAUUGUACAGA